Molecule: messenger RNA, 1757 nt
Organism: Heterobilharzia americana
Lineage: Eukaryota; Metazoa; Platyhelminthes; Trematoda; Strigeidida; Schistosomatidae
Source: the annotation of a GenBank genome assembly
AUUGGAUAUGACCUUCAACUUGGGACCAGAUUAAUUUAUUAAUCGUUCUCUAUCCUUUCAGGUUUUUCAGAACCGGGAAGAUAAUUGUGACCGUCCCAAACUCAGAACGUAUUCCAAUAAGAUAGACGUAAAACCCAAGGAACCGCAGUUCACUAAUUCUACAACACGAAGUUUGAAGUUUGAAUUGCUUUUUGGGGUGUCUUUUGUCAACACAAAAUGGAUAUAAUACCUGCGCUGACAACAUUUACAGAGAGCAUUUACGGUCAUGUAAUGGCAGAAAGUUUAAAUAAGUUGGAGAACACAUUUCUUUCUCCCUUUAACAUUUACACUGCCCUUGGAAUGGUUCUUUCAGGAGGUGAAAACAACACAAAGGCUGAAAUGAUGCAGGUGAUGCAAUUAUCUAAAGAUUUUGAACACAGUGAAGUUCAUGAUGGGAUUAGUAAACUGUUGGUUUACUGUUCAAAAUCUGGUCAAGGUGUUGAGAUAAUUUUUGGGAAUAGACUUUUCAUGACACCUAGUAUGGAUGUUAAAAAAGAGUUCGAACAAAACCUAGAGAAAAACUACAAGGCUCAAUCCGAACUUGUACCAUUUGAAACAGAUACAGAGAAUGCUCGAACGCGAAUAAACCAGUGGGUGAGUGAACAAACCAAAGGAAAGAUCCAAGAACUUCUUUCCUCUGGUUCUGUAACCAGUGACACAUCCGUUGUAGUCACGUCAACUACCUACUUCAAAGGAGCAUGGAAACUAGCUUUUCCCAAGAUCAACACACAUGAUAGUAAAUUUUAUAAACUGGAUGGAUCAAAAAUGAAAGUGCAGUUAAUGUAUAAUGAAUCCUUUUUCGAUAUGGUUGAGUUGCCGCACUUAAAAUCUCGUGCUGUCAAAAUACCAUUUGAAGAUCCCAUGUUUACACUACUAGUUAUCCUUCCGGAUGCAAAAGAUGGACUACCGAAUUUGAUAAAUUCGCUGAAUGAAGGCAAUGUUUUGUCGUCCGUCCUUUUGUCAAAUGGUUUUGAUAGCAUUGAGCUGCAAUUGUAUUUACCUAGAUUCAAACUAAGAGAAGGUAGUGCUGUGAGUCUCAAAAAGAUUCUGCAGAAAAUGGGAAUAAAUGAUGCGUUCUCUCCAUCGCUAGCUGAUUUUUCUGGUAUUUCUACCUCAUGUAGGUUGUGUAUCUCAGAUGUACUACAUAAGGCUAUUCUUGAGGUGGAUGAGGAAGGCGCAGUGGCUGCUGCAGCCACAGCAAGUACAGUCAUUGCGUUCAGUGCAUGCGUUAGUCUGAAACCUGUGCCUGAAUUUCGUGUGGAUCAUCCAUUCUUCGUUUCAGUUGUGUGGAAUAACAUUGUACCAAUAUUUAUUGGACAUAUUACUGCGCCCAUAGACAACUGAAGUGUUUUGUCUGAGGCUAUCAGUGAAACAUUGCGAUUGUAUUUUUAUAUUUUCUUAAAAACCUGCUAGGUUUCGUGACUUACUUUUUCUGUUACAAUAGGUGAUAUAAUAUGUAUUUUUAAAUCAGGUGAUUAUUUUUAAAUUGAUUGGUUUGUGAAGAUGCUUGUUUUCAUGUGAUCAUGAUUUUGUCUUUCAUGUUUACUUACUAGAGUAUCCUUUGUUUUCCUUGUAACCUGAGUUGACUGUUUUCUUUGUGGUUGACAGCUGAUCAUUGUUCUUCUUCUUGUUCUGUCCUUAUUCAAGUUAAAUAGUAUUUUUUUUGAGUACUUGUUCAUCUCUCUUUAGAUAUGGGGAACAUUGAACGACUGGAGUUU